AUGUCUACCGAUACGCAGAAGCAAUGUGCCAAUAAAGUCUGCCACCGCACGACUGCGCAGGAUGGCGGCGAGGCAUUGAAGCCGUGUGCACGAUGUCGCAAGGCCAAGUACUGUUCACGAGAUUGUCAAACCCAGUACUGGCCUACCCACAAGGGCACCUGUCCCGGCCCCAAAGCUCCACGUCUCGUCCACAGAAACUUGCCAACGUUCCAAAAGAUCGUGCCUGCCGGCGCCUCGGAGCAGGUACGCUUCGGCUACAUCAUCGACACAUUCCGACUGCGCUGCGAGGAUGACUACGCUCAUGGGGCCCACAACCACGGCAUCUACGGCAACGGUGACCCGUGGCCCUUGUGGGAGGACUUCCUGGAUCGUGCCGAAACAGCCGGCGUUCUGACCGGCGGUGGCAGAUCGUGGAAUUCUGCGACGCGGGAGCGCUGCACGCAAGUCGCCCGUGACGAUGCGAAUUUCAGUAUUCGAUUUGCUGUCGAGAAGAGCGACAUUCAGGAGCAUUACAAGGAUCCUUCGAUGCCAAUGGCGUUGCGUAUGAUGGCGGAGAACAUCUACGGUGGAGGAUAUGGUCUGGGCCAGAAGCCGAUGCCGCAUGAUUUUCAGUGUUUCUGUUAG
Dissoconium aciculare CBS 342.82 is the source of this 624-nucleotide messenger RNA. RefSeq lists its product as uncharacterized. The coding region runs from base 1 to 624 and encodes 207 amino acids. NCBI's taxonomy places the organism in Eukaryota, Fungi, Ascomycota, Dothideomycetes, Mycosphaerellales, Dissoconiaceae. The transcript has 2 exons. The record is from RefSeq and is a predicted model, not a curated record.